Molecule: messenger RNA, 1252 nt
Organism: Magnolia sinica
Lineage: Eukaryota; Viridiplantae; Streptophyta; Magnoliopsida; Magnoliales; Magnoliaceae
Exons: 9
Coding region: 103-897 (264 amino acids)
Source: RefSeq, a predicted model, not a curated record
CUGUCAGCAUUUCUCGUUUUUCAAAGUUUUUUUUAAUUUGUUCUGCCCAAACUGGCCGACUGCAGUUGCGAGAGCGGGAAGCAGCCACAAGCCUUUCCAUCGAUGGCGGGAGGAGAUUCCCAAAAGCAACUCCUCUCUCUAAUUCGGGAUUUCGCCACCGAGAAGUCCCAAGGAGAACGCAGGGUUUCCGAUCUCAGGAAACGCUCUGCAGAGCUUCGUACUGAGCUAGUCACCGCCAAUGCGGUGUUAGAAAACGCCAAACGCUGCAAGGAAACGACCGAGCAUGAUCUCAGGGGCUCGGAAGUCGAAUUGUCUCUCAAUGAAGCUUCAAUUCAAGCACAGGAGGCCAGGACUUGUUUGCUGCAAGAAGAAAUAUCCAAGAUUGGUUCUGAUUUAGGACAUCUUAAGAAUGACGAGGGAUUUUCACGAGAUGAUUUUAUUAAAAAAAUGUUCGAGCUCAACAAGAAACUGAGGAAACUUCAAGAGACGACAAUCAUUUCUUUCCAUAAAGAAAAGAGCGCAGAUUUUUCAUCUUGCAUUGAUCAAAAGGUUGAGGACAAGCAAGCGUUCAAUAUUCAAGAUAUUCUAAAAGCUAUUGAGGAUAAGCUUGUUCAUAUUAGUGCUCAAACCCAUGAGAAGGAACAAGAGUGCAAUGAAGAAGAAAAUAUUCGUAAUGAGGUCUUGCAGAAGCUAACCAAUCUUGAAAGAAAGGUGUUCCUUAUGGAGGCAGUUGUAGAAAAAACAAAGGAGCUGCAGGAUUUAGCCAGGCAGACUGCUGAAUCAGAGAAUGUGUAUGCAUCCCUUGGUGAGUUGUUGCAGAGGAGGUAUGCCUGUCCAAGCUGCAAGGUGGACAACAUGGCAGACUUGCAAGGGACUCCUUUUUCUGAGGGAACUUAGGGAGAAACUUUGUGAUUGAAAUUCUUUUAGUUUUGCAUACGUAUAGAUGCAGUGGAUGGGACCCACAACACGCUGCCUACUCUGAUCUUGGGGGGGCUGAGGACAUGAGGUAACAACAGACUAAUCAUCUUCCAUGACUGUUUUGCUGUUUUUCUUUAGUUCUUGGAGGACAUUUGUCAGUGAAGAAUUCACUGACCUGGAAAUCAGCUCAUUUUGCGACCAAGUUGUAUUGUAAUGUCAGUGGUAUUAACAGGUGAUAAAUCCAUGCUUUACAAGCAUGCAAAUAUGAGUUGUAGAAUGCCAAAUAUUUUUUAAUAGUAGUUUGAAAGUAUUAUCCCAAAAUGAUCACUUUUGA